CCAGGACGCCGGCUGGGGGGGUUUCUUGAGCGCGGCGUGAGGGGAGAAAGGCAGUACGAGAGAGUUCAGGGCAAAGUAAAAUGUUUUCCUUCCUCAGAAGACUUGAGGACCAGUGGCAAUUUGGAGAUCUUAAGCACUACAUGAUGUCUGUCAACUUGCUGAAUUUAAUAAGUUGAAGAAACUGUUGGAGCAUUGCUUUGAUCAAUAUUGGUUGGUGAAGCUCUUCAAAGGCGAUGUCAACGACUCUUUCGGUGCUGCAGGAGGAGCUGGCAUCUGUUGACGAUGAACUGCAGGCAUUGGAAAUCCAGAUUCAAGAACUUCUUGAACAUCAGCAACAACUCAUUCAAAAGAAGGCCACCUUGAAGAAGAAAAUAAGACAGUUUUCCGACACGGAAAGCGGGAGCAGCAAAGAGGCUGAUUCAGCAACCGAGGACUGGAAAAAAGAAGACUUUCCAUGGUCCACAAAGAUUAGGGCUGUGUUACAAAAAAGCUUUGGCCUCCAGGAAUUUAGGCCCUUGCAGCUGGAGACAAUUAAUGCAACCAUGGCAGGCAGAGAUGUGUUCCUUGUCAUGCCUACUGGAGGGGGAAAGAGCCUGUGUUAUCAGUUGCCAGCAGAAGGAUCUCAGG
Molecule: messenger RNA, 627 nt
Organism: Thamnophis sirtalis
Lineage: Eukaryota; Metazoa; Chordata; Lepidosauria; Squamata; Natricidae
Source: RefSeq, a predicted model, not a curated record